AUGAACAUGUUGCAAGGGCAAUCAUGUGUGAGUCAGAAAGCUGACUUAGCCGAUCCAGAAUUUAAUGUCGCGUUACCUGUAGAAUUAUUAAUAGGUUCUGAGUUAUAUUUUGAUAUCUUGCAACAGGGCUGCGUACGGUUGGGACAUUGUCUACCAGUACUAAGAAAAAGUCACUUUGGUUGGUUGUUGUCAGGGAUUUAUGAACAGUCGGAUUCUGUAGCUCAUGUUGGCUUUGUUUCGAAUGAAGACUUGCACAAUAACCUAGCAAGGUUUUGGCAAAUUGAGGAGGAAUCUUCAAGCAAUGUCACAAUGAAUGGGUCGGAUAAGUUGUGCGAGGAGCAUUUUGUGUCCAACGUAAGUAGGAAAAAUAAUGGCAUAUUCGAGGUUGCCUUACCCUUUAAAUCAGAUAAGAAAGGCAGCUUAGGAGAAUCAUUCAAUAGGGCAAAAUGCAGGUUGGAAAAUUUAGAAAGACGUUUUACCCGAGAUACGAAAUUAGCUAAGGCAUACAAUGAGUUCAUCCAAGAAUACAUCAGAUUAGGACAUGCAGAGCUUAUUGACUUGAAGAAGGUUCCAGUAGGGUCAUACUUUAUACCGCAUCAUGCAGUAUUAAAGGAUGGGCGUUAUGAAAAGAUCAGGGUUGUAUUUGAUGCAUCUUGUAAGACAAGUUCUGGCCUAUCUUUAAAUGAGACAUUACACACUGGACCUAAACUUCAGCAAGAUUUAUUUUCAAUCUUGAUUAGAUUUCGCUUUCAUCUGUAUGUUUUUGUUGCUGACAUAGUAAAAAUGUAUAGGCAAAUACGAGUUCGGGAAGCAGACCAAUACUAUCAACUCAUUCCUUGGAGAACAUCACCUGAGUCUGAAAUAGAAGUCUUUAAGCUUACUACCGUUACGUAUGGAACCGCAUGUGCUCCUUUCUUAGCGAUACGUUGUCUAAAAAUGUUGACGUCUAAUGAAAAUUUGUUAUACCCUCUCGAGUUGCUGAAAUCUUAG
Ctenocephalides felis (cat flea) is the source of this 990-nucleotide messenger RNA. RefSeq lists its product as uncharacterized. The record is from RefSeq and is a predicted model, not a curated record. Bases 1 to 990 code for a protein of 329 amino acids. The transcript is spliced from 2 exons. Lineage: Eukaryota; Metazoa; Arthropoda; Insecta; Siphonaptera; Pulicidae.